Molecule: messenger RNA, 1486 nt
Organism: Canis lupus familiaris (dog)
Lineage: Eukaryota; Metazoa; Chordata; Mammalia; Carnivora; Canidae
Product: olfactory receptor 12
Exons: 1
Coding region: 466-1413 (315 amino acids)
Biological process (GO): sensory perception of smell; G protein-coupled receptor signaling pathway
Cellular component (GO): membrane
Molecular function (GO): olfactory receptor activity; odorant binding; G protein-coupled receptor activity
Source: RefSeq, a predicted model, not a curated record
UAUUUAUUUGGCUAAUAUUUAUUAUGCUUUUAAGGUGUGCUAGUAACUGAAAUGUUUCUUUUUCUACUCUCUCAUGUUAUCCUCACAGUGGUCCUCUAAUGUAGGUAUUAUCAGUAUCUUCCCUCUGAGAGAAGAUUUCAAGGCAUUGGAAGUGCAGGUAGUUAUCUUAGAUUUAUUGGAUUGAAAGAAGUAAAGUUUAGACUCAGUGCACCUGACUCCAUAGCUUGGAGCAAAGGGCAUAGGGUGGCUGAUGUCAUCACUGUCCCAGACAUCCCUGCCUGUCUACAUUCCCCACAGCAUGAGGACACUAAAUAUAUUAGAAAAAUAAGGUUCUUCUGUCAGAUACGUUGCCAAGGACACCUCUUAGCACUUUUUCUCUCACUGAAAACUUCAGCAGUCGAAAGUUAACAAGGCAUUCCACAGGCUUCAUGGUCAUCCCCUCAUCUUCUCAGAUAGAUCUCAGCCAUGAAGAGCGAGCUGAGCCGGAAUUCCUCAGGAGUGACUGAGUUCAUUCUGCUGGGCUUCAGAACAGCUCCAGACAUACAGAUCCUCUUAUUCCUAUUCUUCUUGCUGGUCUACGUGGUCAUCGUGGUGGGAAAUAGCAGCAUGAUAAUUGUCAUCAGGAUGGACUCGAGGCUUCACACACCUAUGUAUUUCUUCCUUAGAAACUUGUCCUAUUUAGAUCUCUGCUACUCCACAGUCAUUGCUCCCAAAGCUCUGGCUACUUUCUUGUCCAAGGACAAGAAAAUUUCCUACAAUGGCUGCGCAGCACAGUUCUUUUUCUUUGCUCUCUGUGUUGGGACUGAGGGCUUUCUUCUGGCCGUGAUGGCCUAUGAUCGUUUCUCAGCCAUUUGCUCGCCAUUCCUCUAUCCUGUCCGUAUGUCUCAACAGGUUUGUGUUCACUUAGUAAUUGGCUCCUACAUCUGUGGAGGCCUCAACUCCAUGGUCCAAACAGGAUUCACCUUCAGCUUGCGUUUCUGUGGAGAAAACCGCCUGGACCACUUCUUCUGUGACGUCCCAGCCCUGAUCAAGAUCUCAUGUGUUGACACGUCUGUGAACGAGAUGGUGCUGUUCAUCCUCUCCUCCCUCAUCAUUGUCACCACCACGACUGUCAUCCUGGUUUCCUAUGCUUACAUACUCUCCACUGUCCUGAAGAUCCCCUCCACCCACGGCAGGGGUAAGACCUUCUCCACCUGUAGCUCUCACAUCACUGUGGUGAGUUUGUUCUAUGGGACCGUGUUCUUCAUGUACGCCCAGCCCGGGGCCAUCUCCUCCCCAGAGAAAAGCAAGAUUAUAGCUGUGUUCUACACUCUUAUCAUCCCUAUGUUGAAUCCACUGAUUUAUAGUCUAAGGAAUAAGGAGGUGAAAAAUGCUGUAAAAAGGGUAUUGUUGAGAAGAUUAUCUUUCCAUUGAUGCCAGCCAUGUAUAAAACUAUGUUCAACUAAAAGCAAUAUUUUCAAUAAUUUGUUAUAGAAUAGUUUCAAGU